This is a messenger RNA of Polypterus senegalus (gray bichir), 2302 nucleotides long. RefSeq lists its product as uncharacterized. Gene Ontology annotation, biological process: regulation of apoptotic process. The coding region runs from base 451 to 1089 and encodes 212 amino acids. The transcript has 6 exons. Lineage: Eukaryota; Metazoa; Chordata; Cladistia; Polypteriformes; Polypteridae. The record is from RefSeq and is a predicted model, not a curated record.
ACAAAGAUUGAUUAAAAACACAAACCACUGCUGAUUAUCAGUGCUGCUCCUAAUGGAACUGCAUGUUAUCUGCCAAUGAAAUAGUCAUAAGGAUAAUCCCUAUAAACCCUAAAUGAAAUGCUAAGAAAGAAUAGAAACUUUAAAUGGGAUGAUUAGAUUCUCAAAACAGGCCUUUCUUCACUACUAUUUAGAAAUUCUCAGAAGACUGUAGAAAUGCUGAGAACAUCAAGGAAAAAAGUGACAUUUGCGGACCAGCUGGCAUCCAGUAUACUCGUGCAAACCAAAUUAAUGCUCAGUGACUCGUCAACCUGUCUGCACGAAGUGACCAGAGCACAUAAAGAAACUCCACUUGGAUACUGGGAAAAUGCCGCAUCUCCAUGAAGAUGACAGCCCACUUGACAUUUGAAGAAAGAAUAAAAAAAAACAAGAGAAAUAAAUACAUCGUCAAAAAUGGGGCACCGUAAAGUUCUUCAGUCUUAUCUCCCUGUGAUUUUGAAAUGGCUCUCUGGGUUUCCACUUUCCUACAGAAUUUUAAAGAAGAAUGGUGUGUUAACCACUGAACAAAUUGGAGAAAUUGAGCUAGAGGACACUUCAGAGCACAAAGUAGUAAAGUUGCUUGAAAUUAUUCAAAAUGCUGAGCCUCAGGUUUUUGACUCUUUCUGCCAUAGUCUUGGAGAAAUGGGAUUUUUGUAUUUAGCUCAGACUCUUCAGAGUGCAGUGAAGGAAAAAGGAUUGCCAUCUUCACCAGGCAAAUAUACUGAACUGAAAAACACUGUGAAGAAUGUGGUUCCACUCUGCCCAUAUGACACAGCAGUGAAAGAGGAAACCCGAAUGAUCAACCAGAAAAUUCAGUACAUAAAUAAAGAAUACAAUAAAAGGUUAAAAGACCUUGAAGAAGAGCUAAUCUUGGUUGAAGAAGAGCGUGAUGAGAUGUUACGAGAAAUGCAUAAAAGGAAACAGCAAAAUGAAGAGCUGCGUGGUCUCAACUUGGAGUUGCGUACCUUAGUGCACAGUCUACAACGCUCCAUCUUGGAUCACAUUACCAUAAAGAAUGUGGGAUAUGGUAUCAAGAUAAUGCCUCGAUCGUGACUUUGAUCCAGUUACAGAAACAAUUUGGGGUUUGCUCUUCAACUGAAUAAUAGAAAUAAAAUACACCAUUGUUGACAUCAGCUUUCUGAGACAAAACGCAGAGACCAUUCAGUCCAUCAAGCUUGUUUGGCUAAUAGUUAAAUUGUUCUGAUAUUUCAUCUUGACAUAUUUUAAAAGUUGCCAAGCAUUCCACUUCAACUACAUGACUGAAUAAUUUCUUUCAGAUUGCCACCAUACUUUGUGUGAAGAAGUGCUUUCAGGCUUUAAGUUUAAACACACUUCCUCUUUCCAUUGGUGACUUUGAAGUGGUGGUUUGCUAUUGAAUUGAAAGAACUCUGGUGGAUUAACUUUAUCAGUGCCUUUGAGAAUUGUGAAGGACCAGACUAGAUCUCCUCACCUCCGUCUCUGCUUAUCACUAAAAAGGAUUCAUGUCCUUGGCCUGUUACAGUAGAACAUGCCCUUUUGUCCUGGGAUGUGUCUGGUUGCUGUCCACUGCACAGCUCCUAGUACCACUAUGUCUUUUUAUAGCAUGGAAACGAAAACUGCACAUAAUACUAUAGAUGUGGUCUCACUAGUGCAAUAAACAUCUUCAGCAUAAUGUCCUUUAAAUUAUACUAAACACUUUUAACAAUAAAACCUAACAUUUUAUUUGCCUUUGUAAUUGCACAUUCUUCAAAUUGCCUAUACAGUAAGAUUGUGGUAUCCGUGUAAACCCCUAAAUGCUUUUGAAAGUUUGCUUCCAGCUCAUCAGCAUUGCCCACCUAGUAUUUAUAAUUACCUUUCCUUUUGCUUAUGUGUAGCACUUUUUUUUGCAUUAAAUUAUAUUUUCCACGUGUUUAUCCAAUUCUGAUUAUUGUCCAGAAUUAAUUUUUUUUCAUUUGUCUAUUCACUAUUUGUUGAUACUACAAUUUUAGUUUCAUCUGUGAAUUUCAUAAUUUUGUAAAUUACUGUAAAUCAGAAUCAAGGCCAUUAAUGUAAAUUUCAAAACGUAAUGAUCAAAGUAUAGAUCCUGAGGGGUGCUUCUGAUGAGCUCACCCAGUGUAGUGUUAUGGGAGGAUAUAAAUCAUAAUUCUUUAUUUUUUUACUGUCCCAGGAGGGAAUUUUGGUUUGUCAACAGGUUUUACAGAAAGCCCAUGAACACAACAUCAAAUGAAAACAUUGUAUAUGUACAAAUAAAUAAAGAUAUAACGGCAAACAUAAUACUGAUGGCAUA